GCAGCCUAGGGAGUAGGACCCCGAGUCGUCAAGGUGUCAGCAGUUCUGCUCUCGAAUUGAUUGAAAAGCCUAAUCAAAUGCACUUGUUUUCUCAUAUAAAUUUUACCUGAAAGUUAAUUGGAAGCGACUAAAUCAGGGAGCUCUUAAUUUUGCGUCCGCAAGGCGGGUUUUCAGUUCUGGAUUCUUUUCCGGCUUGUUCUGGGACACCUAUGAGUCGUGGGUCUUCCCGCUGCAAGUGUUUAAGGGGAAAGUGCGCAUGCGCCCGCUUCCUCUUUUCCGGCUGGAACCAUGGAGGUUGUCGCAGAGAAGAAAAAGAAGGUUCCUGCUGUGCCAGAAACCCUUAAGAAAAAGCGAAGGAAUUUCGCGGAGCUGAAGUUAAAGCGCCUGAGAAAGAAGUUUGCCCAAAAAAUGCUUCGAAAGGCAAGGAGGAAGCUUAUCUAUGAAAAAGCUAAGCACUAUCACAAAGAAUAUAGGCAGAUGUACAGAACUGAGAUUCGAAUGGCUAGGAUGGCAAGAAAAGCUGGCAACUUCUAUGUACCUGCAGAACCCAAAUUGGCGUUUGUCAUCAGGAUCAGAGGUAUCAAUGGUGUGAGCCCAAAGGUCCGGAAGGUGUUGCAGCUUCUUCGCCUUCGUCAGAUCUUCAACGGAACCUUUGUUAAGCUCAACAAGGCUUCGAUUAACAUGCUGAGGAUUGUAGAACCAUACAUUGCAUGGGGGUACCCAAACCUGAAGUCAGUAAAUGAACUAAUCUACAAGCGUGGUUAUGGCAAAAUUAAUAAGAAGCGAAUUGCCUUGACAGAUAAUUCUUUGAUUGCUCGAUCUCUUGGUAAAUAUGGCAUCAUUUGCAUGGAGGAUCUGAUUCAUGAGAUUUAUACUGUUGGAAAACGUUUCAAAGAAGCCAAUAACUUCCUCUGGCCUUUUAAAUUAUCCUCUCCACGAGGUGGAAUGAAGAAAAAGACCACCCAUUUUGUAGAAGGUGGGGAUGCUGGCAACAGGGAAGACCAGAUCAACAGGCUUAUCAGAAGGAUGAACUAAGGUGUCUGCCUUGAUUAUUUUUGUUAACUGGUGAGUUAAUAAUAAACGAUGCCUGCUUUCAGAUGGAAAUAUGUUGUAUUUGUGAUUUUUAUUUUUAAAGCCUCUAUCUUAAUUAUUGUGGCAAGUCUUGGUGUGAGAUAAACUUAAGUUAGAUUCACUUUGUAUUAUGUGAAACACAUCUUUUGGGUUUAUUAAAGACUUUUCUUCAUAAAAA
Molecule: messenger RNA, 1249 nt
Organism: Carlito syrichta (Philippine tarsier)
Lineage: Eukaryota; Metazoa; Chordata; Mammalia; Primates; Tarsiidae
Gene: RPL7
Product: ribosomal protein L7
Exons: 7
Coding region: 289-1035 (248 amino acids)
Biological process (GO): maturation of LSU-rRNA from tricistronic rRNA transcript (SSU-rRNA, 5.8S rRNA, LSU-rRNA)
Cellular component (GO): cytosolic large ribosomal subunit
Molecular function (GO): RNA binding; structural constituent of ribosome
Source: RefSeq, a predicted model, not a curated record